AUGGACGGGAUUCAUCCACCCUUCACUGUGAGGACGUCCAUCAGCUUUCUGCUUCUGAUUCUGCUUCAAACAUCUGCUGAUGCCCAAAGCAUCUGUAGUGCUCCUCAAAUUGUGAACUUUGAUGAAAACAAUGCUGUGGGUGCUGUCGUGUUGGACAUCACUGUGCUGCCGGGGGUCACCCUUACCUUCAAAACACCUGAAAACCCUGACACUGAUAACCCAUUUGAACUCAACGGUAACCAGCUGAUAGCUAAGAGAUCGUUAGACUAUGAGACUCAGAGAACUUUUACAGUCAACAUCAACUGCCUUCAGGCAGACACAAGCUUCCCGUUGGUCUUUGUUGUAGUACUUCAAAACUUGAACGAUAACGCGCCACAAUUUGCUGAAAACCCCUACAAUGUGAACUUCAAUGAGAUGUCUCCAGUGGGCACAACUGUGGGCCGGUUUGCUGCCACAGAUUUGGAUCAGCCUAAUCAGCUCUACUACACACUGACAUCUGACACUAAUGAAUUUGGACUGGUGUCACCGACCAACCCGGACAUCAUUGUAAAGACUCUUCUUGACUUCGACAAAGUCAAAGAUUUCAAUUUGGUGUUGACCGUUCAGGACACACCGUUUGCACCAGUGGAGAGUCCUUCGUUCACUGCCACCACCACCAUCAUGGUCACUAUUGUAGAUGUGGACAACAGACCACCAUGGUUUCAGCCCUGCAAUAAGUAUGAGGUGGGGGGCGCUAUGGUCUGCCAGAGUUCUGGCUACACCGCCAAGGUCAACUUAAACGAACAAGAGAUUUUACAACUGAAACCAGGACCGAUUCAUGCCAUCGAUGGUGACUCGCUAAAUGAGGAGAUAACCUACUCAUUCCUGAGCGGUGAGCAGCUUGAUCUGUUUGAGAUCAACCCGAACACAGGGGACGUCACCAUGCUGAGGCCGACCGACGUGUUGGGGACAAUCACUCUGACAGUGCUGGCUGCUCAGAAGAUAAACACUUAUCAGUUUGCCACCACCAGUUUGACAAUCAGUGUUCAGGUGAAGAGCCUCCAUCCUCCAGAGUUUCAGAAGUCUCGGUAUGAAGGCGUUGUCUCUUCAGUAGGAACCAUAGCAGUGGACCCAACCAACAAGGAUGAGCCACUGCAGAUCAUCGCCAUAGAUAAGGACUAUGCUGCUACUGGGAAUAUAAAUCCUUACAUCAAGUACUCCAUUAAGGGAAGCAAUGACUUCUCCAUCAUGAACGGUUACUUAUUCAUGAAAAAGGAAGUCCCAGACGGCCAAUUAUCUCUGCAAGUGGAGGCACUAGACACAGACAACGAUGAAUCAGCCACAGCUGAGCUCUUGGUGGAUGUGAAAACAGAUGCCACAGAGUACCACCUGCGUCGGUAUGAGACACAGAGAGAAGUGACCGUGUCUGUUUUUGACGCCCUGGGAAUGAGGACGGGUCUCACCACCACCAGUUUGCCUCCAAACACUACAACAGAGGAAUCCACCACCAUCAGCAAGACAACGGAAGAUAUUGUGUCCACCACCAUCAGCAAGACAACGGAAGAUAUUGUGUCCACCACCAUCAGCAAGACAACGGAAGAUAUUGUGUCCACCACCAUCAGCAAGACAACGGAAGAUAUUGUGUCCACUACCGUCAGCAAGACAACGGGAGAUAUUGUGUCCACCACCGACAGCAUCACAACUGUCCUCCCCAGCACAACCACUGAAAGCAUAACUUCCACGAUCAACAAUUCGGGUGUCUUUGGAGUGGGGGACAUGGCAGCGCUCGGUGCGAGUCUGGGUGUCCUGCUGUUCGUGUGUCUGGUGGUCAUCGGUGUGCUGGCCCAUUGCAUUCAGAAGUGGAAAACAGACUGUAGGAAGAUCUCUGAAGCCAGCAUGUUUCAACGCACUCUGAAUCAAGGUUCAAUUAGUAAAAAGGGAGGAAACCCUUACACCAACAUGGCCUUCCUGAACGAGAAAGAUGGAGGCAGCACAGGCUCAGAUAAUCCAGAUGGGGGAAGCAUAAAGGCUGACGAAGAGCACCUGUAUGACAACAGCCUGGUCAGAGAGUCUUCGGCACCGGUUAAAAGCCCAGAGCACGACGACAGCAGCCUGACAGGAUCUGAAAAUACAAAUACGGACAGCGAGAAGGAGGUGAAACCCAUCCUGACCAAGGAGCGGCGCAUGGAGGAAGGGUACAAAUCGGUCUGGUUUAAGGAGGACAUCGACCCCGAUGCUAAGGAGGAAGUGGUCAUCAUCCCAGACAGCAGAGAGGAUGACAGCGAGGAGGAAGAUGAGGAUGAAGACACUGACAGGCCAGUUAAAAAGGUUGUCUUUGCUGAGGCUGAUCUAGAUAGUGGACUCGGGGUAAAGAUAGAGGAUCCAGCAGAGGACUCAGAUGAUGACGACAUGGUGACCGUGGAUCUGUGA
Scomber scombrus (Atlantic mackerel) is the source of this 2409-nucleotide messenger RNA. It is a transcript of the gene cdhr5b, whose product is annotated as cadherin-related family member 5b. Lineage: Eukaryota; Metazoa; Chordata; Actinopteri; Scombriformes; Scombridae. Gene Ontology annotation, molecular function: calcium ion binding; cadherin binding. Bases 1 to 2409 code for a protein of 802 amino acids. The transcript is spliced from 16 exons. Gene Ontology annotation, biological process: calcium-dependent cell-cell adhesion; multicellular organism development; adherens junction organization. The record is from RefSeq and is a predicted model, not a curated record. Gene Ontology annotation, cellular component: adherens junction; catenin complex; membrane.